Molecule: messenger RNA, 125 nt
Organism: Funneliformis mosseae
Lineage: Eukaryota; Fungi; Glomeromycota; Glomeromycetes; Glomerales; Glomeraceae
Source: the annotation of a GenBank genome assembly
UGCUUACUAGAUUAUACCAGUCAGCUGGUUCUUCCCUUAACAUUCCUGCUGCAAUUGCUACUCUUCUAUUAUCUGGCUAUCCAUUAGCUUCUUUUGCUCUUAAAAACAUUUCAAUCCAUUUUUGA